This is a messenger RNA of Sorex araneus (European shrew), 5723 nucleotides long. It is a transcript of the gene WDR37, whose product is annotated as WD repeat domain 37. Bases 179 to 1669 code for a protein of 496 amino acids. The record is from RefSeq and is a predicted model, not a curated record. Gene Ontology annotation, molecular function: protein binding. The transcript is spliced from 14 exons. Gene Ontology annotation, cellular component: preribosome, large subunit precursor. NCBI's taxonomy places the organism in Eukaryota, Metazoa, Chordata, Mammalia, Eulipotyphla, Soricidae.
CUUCCGGGUUCCGGAAGUGCGGGUCGUCGGCUGCGGGUGGCGGGGCCGCUUCAGGUGGAAGCGCGGUGUCCUGCCCGUCCGCCGUGGUCCCGGGCGCCGCGUGGCUGGGAGCCGACGGGCGGCGGUGCACGGCGCCAGCUUAUUGCAGGAGUGAUCAGGACAUCACCUUCUAGAAGUAAUGCCCACAGAAAGCGCAAGUUCUUCCACUGCUCGCCCAGCAAAACAGAAACGCAAAUCUCAUAGUCUUUCCAUCCGAAGAACAAACAGCUCGGAGCAGGAGAGGGCAGGUCUGCCAAGAGAAAUGUUAGAAGGACAAGAUUCCAAACUGCCUUCCUCGGUUCGCAGCACACUUCUAGAACUGUUUGGUCAAAUAGAAAGAGAGUUUGAAAACCUUUAUAUUGAAAACUUAGAAUUGCGUAGAGAAGUUGAUACUCUUAAUGAACGUUUAGCUGCUGAAGGACAAGCUAUCGAUGGAGCAGAACUCAGUAAGGGCCAACUCAAGACAAAAGCCAGUCACAGCACUAGCCAACUCUCUCAGAAGCUGAAGACCACGUACAAGGCCUCCACCAGCAAGAUUGUUUCCAGCUUUAAAACUACCACGUCGAGAGCUGUGUGCCAGCUUGUGAAGGAGUACAUUGGCCACAGAGAUGGUAUCUGGGAUGUCGGUGUGGCCAGGACGCAGCCAGUGGUGCUGGGCACUGCUUCUGCAGAUCACACAGCUCUGCUCUGGAGCAUUGAAACUGGGCGGUCCCUUGUCAAGUACACUGGCCAUGUGGGCUCAGUGAAUUCUAUAAAAUUUCAUCCAUCAGAGCAGUUGGCUCUCACUGCUUCUGGAGACCAGACUGCGCAUAUUUGGCGAUAUUCGGUCCAGCUGCCAACGCCCCAGCCUGUUGCCGACACUAGUCAGCAGAUGUGUGGCGAGGAUGAGGUCGAGUGCUCGGAUAAAGAUGAGCCUGAUGUAGAUGGAGACGUAUCCAGUGACUGCCCCACCAUUCGGUCACCGCUGACAUCUCUGAAGAGCCACCAAGGAGUGGUUAUAGCUGCUGACUGGCUGGUUGGGGGGAAGCAGGUGGUGACAGCCUCGUGGGAUCGAAGCGCAAAUCUGUACGACGUGGAGACGUCAGAACUGGUUCACUCGCUGACAGGCCAUGACCAGGAGCUCACGCACUGCUGCACACACCCCACCCAGCGGCUUGUGGUGACCUCCUCCCGCGACACGACUUUCCGUCUCUGGGAUUUCAGGGACCCUUCCAUCCACUCCGUGAAUGUCUUCCAGGGCCACACGGACACGGUGACCUCUGCUGUGUUCACAGUGGGGGACAACGUGGUUUCAGGCAGCGAUGACCGCACCGUGAAGGUCUGGGACUUAAAGAACAUGAGAUCCCCCAUCGCGACUAUUCGGACAGACUCUGCCAUCAAUAGGAUUAACAUUUGUGUGGGCCAGAAAAUCAUUGCCCUCCCACAUGACAACCGGCAAGUGAGAUUGUUUGACAUGUCAGGCGUGCGGCUUGCACGGCUCCCCCGCAGCAGUCGGCAGGGCCACAGAAGAAUGGUGUGCUGCUCGGCGUGGAGUGAGGACCACCCCGUGUGCAAUCUCUUCACCUGUGGCUUCGACAGGCAGGCCAUCGGCUGGAGCAUCAACAUCCCUGCGCUGCUGCAAGAGAAGUGAGGCCUGUGCCUGAAGCUGCGCUUGCCAUGGACCUGGGACAGUGUGGACCUCCUCAUCGUGGCCAGCCACAUUUGUGAGGGUCUGACAAAGGGUUGGUUGUGUCUGUUGUUACAUUGUCCCCAGCUUGCAUGAAGUGUCCUGGAAAGCGCGUGGUCCUCUUCAUUUUCGUCAUUAGUGUGUGUGUGUGUGUGUGCCGGCACUCUGGUUGGCUGUAAGUCCCUGGCAUGUGACCAGUGACAGGAGGGCAUUACAUUUGUGAGUUCACUGUGAACCUGUGUCCUGCGUCUUGGAGUUUCUGGAAUGACCACACACUCCUGGUGUCCCGGGAAGGCGGCAGAGCCGUUUGGCGCCAGGCAGCAGGAGCGAGUGGGUUCUGCACCUGCACGGUGCAGCCCAGCUCUGACCCUGCUGCUCAGAAGGGUGAAUUUGCAACAAAAUUUCCUUCCAAAAGAAAGUUUUUUUUUUAAAAAUAGAAAACCAUUUCAAUUUCCUGAGACCACGUGAACAAAUUCUAAAAUAUGAUUUUAAUCACUGAUUUAAGAUAUUAAACAAAUUUGAAAGCACUUUAGUUUAUAGCUGUGGUUAUAAACAGUUUUUAGAUGUUUCAGAUGACUUCCCCAUUAAUGUGAUGACCUUUUUAAGAAGGCCCUGCUACCUGAAACAAGAUCUUGUAUUUAUUUUCUACACUAUUGAUUGGUCUAGAUUUGAAUGGGUUCACUUCUUUGGUGGUAGUUGAGAGCCAGCAAUGCAAAUAAAUGAGUACUACCUCAAAAUGAAAUAUAUUUGGGAAACAUGGGCAUCUCACUGGUACCAAGUAGAGCAUGCUAACGGGGGCUGGAACCUGAGCCCCACCCACAGGGCCAGGAGGACAGUGGCUGCUCAUGUUCUGGAAGAGUUUGAUCUUGGUCAGGCUGCCGGGCCAGCCAGAGUGGAGUUUGUAGGAAACAAACAUGUUUGUUCCAGUAGCAUGGAACAAACAUGUUCCAGUAGGACAUGUUUCAGUGCCAACCUCCUACUGCCAGCGUCUGCCUGUCUCCUGCCGUCUUGGGAUCACUGUCAUCUGAUAUUUAGAAGUCUGUGUUUCUUGUUGAUAAUAAGACAUCUCAGCGUACUGCCUUUUUUUUUUUUUUUAAAUUCCCGUUGACUCUGUCCACUUGAAGUUUGCUGGGGAGGGCCAGGUCAGCACCUGUAGGAGUGCUCUUUGGUGUGGCAUUGGAGGGGGCAGGCUGAUUGCCCAAAGGUGGACCUGCCUCCAGCUGACCAUUGGGCAGGAUCUAAUCUUGAGAGCUUCAGCUCCUCACUCUUAGUUGGUUCUCAAAUGAUUCACACAGACCCAGGGAUGGAGGGGCCAUAAAACUUUGAAUUAUGACAUAAUCAGAGUUGAGCUUGCUGCCAGUGGCAUAUAGCAAAUGCCUCGAAUCUCGGACUAAAGCUCAACAUCUGCCCUUGAGCUUUCUUCACAGAAGAGGGGGUCAGGCUGAUCCCCGAGUGCACUGCGGGGAUGUGAGCUGGGGUCCCAGUGCUAAUUCCUUAGGGCACCUAAAGAGAAGCUGCAUGAUGCCCCACCUCUGCACUGUGUUUCCACUGGGAUGUCUGGGUGUUCCAGAAUCAAUAGACGCUGGAAAAUAUCUGCAAUGGAUCAGUCAAAUGCAAGAGCCAGAGCUCCACCAAACAAAAAAUUGGGAAGCUCUCAAGUGUUACCUGGUGCUAGUUGGGCAGUUCUGUGCAGAUGUGGCUCUUGGUGGCCAUUAGGAGAGGCUGUGAGGGACACCUCCUCCUCCUGCUAGGCAUAUAGCACGACCUGCUGCUGCCCAGCUGUGCAGCCCAGUUGUGCAGCCCCUGGGUGAGCCUCCAGGAUCCUGGAAGGUGGAGACUUAAGCCUGCGAGGGCUGUUGGCGUGGCUGCCGCUGAGGAGUGCAGUCACAUCAGAGCUAGUGUUGGGAAGUGGGUACAGCCUUCAAGUGCUGAACAUGUCCAGAAUUUCAUGUAGCCCUAGAAGGAAAGUGAGUGUUCACUGAAAAUGUGUGCUGCCGAGACGCCGUUGGACAAAGCAAUCCUCUUUCUCAGCCACUGCACAUUAUUUUUGUAGAGUCACAAAUUCUGUAUAUAGUUGGGCAUUUGAAGAAUCCUGUGUAAGUCGUUGGUUGCUUAAAUCUGUGAAAACAAGUUUCUUUUUUGGGGAGAAGUAUGCAUUUAUAAGUGUUAUGUGGAAGCGAAUGUUUUUAUUGUAUUGUAGUUUCUAAGUGUUUAGUGUCUUCAUUGCAAUAUGGAAUACAUUAAAAAUUCAUGUUCUGUAGUGACUGUUGUGAAAGUCCUGUUAUUGGGCAUCUUUUUUUUUUCCUUUUUCUUUUUCAUAAGUAAAAAGUUUGGGGUGCUCAAGGGUUGCUAUUUUUUGCUUUGUGCUGGGAAGAGGGUCACUCUAGGUGAUGCUUGGGGAAACCAUAAUGAAGUGCUGGAGUUGGCUGCAUGCCAAGGCAGGUAUCAAUUUCAGUACAGUCUCUCUGACCCAAAGAUAUUUUUCUAUUUAUUUAUUUAUUUAUUUUGCUUUUUUGGGUCACACCCGGCGAUGCACAGGGGUCACUCCUGGCUCAUGCACUUAGGAAUCACCCCUGGCGGUGCUCAGGGGACCAUAUGGGAUGCUGGGAUUCAAACCCGGGAAGGCCGCGUGCAAGGCAAACGCCUUACCCGCUGUGCUAUCACUCCAGCCCGAUAUUUUUCUCUUUAAAACAGUUAAUUUUACGUCUGUUUUCCUUAUUUUGCUUUGUUAAAACAUAGAGGUUACUAAACAUAAUGAUAUAAAGUUGUACAAAUUAUCAUAUUGCUCACUGAAGAGAUUUUAAUUUUACUUGUUAUUUUUCUGGGGCCCACAUCUGGCAUUUCAAGGUGGCUUACUGGUCACAUCUGUCUUAUUCCUGCCUCUGUUCAGGAAUCUUUUCUGGCAGGUCUCAGGGGACCAUUUAGGAUGCUGGUGUUUCAGAUCGGGGUUGCUCCAUGCAAGGCAAGCAUACUACCUUGCUCCAGCUUGUGAAAUUUUAAUUUUAAACCUAAGUGAUCAAUUUAGAAUAUUCUGCUAUCAUGAAAUAACCCAUAAUUGUGCUUUUUCAUUCCAGUAUUGCUGCCUUAAAAUUUUUUAGAGGAAGUUAACAAUAUAAACAUUUGUCAGAAGUUGCUCAGUUUCAUUGGGUGCUUGUCCUGUUGUCUGUACUGUUACGCUUGUUCAGUAGUCUGAAGUUGUCAUUUGCGGAGAGCAGGCACACAGCCCCAGUGAGAGUGGGAGUGCAGAUCAGAGCGGGCAGUGAUUAUUUUACUGCUUGGUUCUCCCAUGAGCACAGUUUGUGGCUGCAGGGUCGCUGGGAACUGGGUGGGGUUGGAGUGGAUAUCUCAGUGGAGAUACAUCUGCCCCAAAGGCAAUUCUCAGUUGUCCUUCUCCACUUAUAUAACAUCCUUUUAUAAAGAAUCAGUUCAUUGACAUUGGUAUCUGUCAGAAUGCCACUAGACUCGUUUUCCAUUAGUAAUACAGAAGUUAAAAAAAUUUCGGAAAAACUGGGGACACCUCAGUUGUUGUAUGCAACACAGUAAGUAUGGGGCCAGAAGAAGGUGAAAUUAUUUUGCUAAAACACAUUCAAGUCACGUCUGGUCAGUGUGGAACCCUGUUGGAGUUCUUCCUGGCACAGCUCCCUGACUGUCUGGACCUGUCAUGCUUGUGGGCAAACUCCGAGCAGCAGCUGAUGGGGGUGAGCUGUGGCCAGGGGAACUGGCAUUCUCCAACGAUUAGCAGGACUCCACGGUCUUGCAGUUGCCUGUGGCCGGGGGUUUGAGAUAGGAGCAGGCACUGUAGUGUCUGAAAAGCGUAUUGUUCCAUCUCUGCAUUAGCUCAUAGAAAUCCCGUGAGGCCUCAUGGCACAUCUAGCUCAUGUAAACCAUAGAAUCCUCUUCUUCAUGUAAACCAGAGUCCCCCUUCCUCUUCCCGUUUAUGAUCUGCAGAUAAUACAUCCAUUUUUGCCCCUAUGUAACCAUUAUCCUCCCCAAUAAACUUUGUCAUAUAUGACCAUCA